UAAAUGUGCACACACACACACACAUACACACACACACACUUGUUUAAAUUGCAUGUUUCUCGUUUCUGCUGCUUGGGAAAAUUAUGUAUUCGACAUUUCUUCGGUGUCUAAUGAAACCGAUGAUGAAUUUUCAACGUGUAUGUUGUUUUCCAUACUAUUCAUCGCGAAAAUGGCACGUUACUGUCACGCUAUACUCAUCUGUUGACAUUUCGGUCCCGCGGGGUGCAACUUAAGAAGUCUAUUAUAUUUCAGCACAGAUCUCAAUCAGUACUCUUCGAGUUACCGAGUGACAUCCUUUCAUCGCAUCCUUGUAGAACAUAUUCGAGGAAGAAGUGCGGAAAGUGUGAAUCAUGGCUUCGAUAGAUUUAGUACCAUUUGAAGAAGAAUUGAAAAGAAAUCCUGAAUUGAAAGAAGCAGAUAUACAAAUGUUAAGAGAAUGGUGCGAAAAACAGCCUCAUCUGCCUAAAAUAUCAGACAGCGAAUUAGCAUUGUUCUUACACAGCAAUUAUUAUCGAUUGGAGCCAACAAAGAGUACCAUUGAUACCUUCUUCACGGUCAGAAGUCACGUACCUGAGUUCUUUUGCAAUCGGGAUAUUAUAAACAACAAAGAGCUCAAAAAAGCGUCGGAGGUUGUAACACAACAGAUUUUGGAAGGAUCUACUAAAGAGGGCUACAAAAUCAUCUUCGGAAGAUUGCUGGAUAGCGAGCCAUCGCACUUUGUUUAUAACGAUGCAAUGAAAUUGCUAAAUAUGACAAUAGAUUUGUGGCUCUACACGGAGGGUACCUGUGACGGCCACGUGAUAUUAUUUGACAUGAAAAACGUUUCUUUCGGCCACGUUGGCCGUUUGAGUCCUAUGGCACUCAAAAAGUUUCUUUACUAUUUACAAGACGGUUUGCCUGUCCGCCUCAAGGGUUUUCACUUUAUGAACGCUUCUCCGGUAAUCGAUGUUAUUCUAAACAUGAUGAGACCCUUUAUGAAAAAGCAGCUGAUGGAUAUGUUUCACAUGCAUACCACAAAUGACACUUUGGAGAAAUUCGUACCACUCGAAGUUCUUCCGAAUGAAUCGGGCGGUAAAGCCGGCCCGAUACAGGAAUUAUGCGACAAGCAGGUAAAGAGAUUGGAAGAUCACGUUGCUUGGUUUCAAGAGGAAGAGGCUAAUCAUCGCGUCAAUGAAGCUCUGCGACCUGGCAAGGCAAAGACAGCGACAGAUUUAUUUGGCGUUGAAGGAAGCUUUAAGAAGCUCGAGAUUGAUUAAUGGAAUAAUAAUAAUCUUUCAAUCUUUUAAUACGCACUUUGCGUUUUUAUCUUCGAGAUAAUCCAAUGUCCGAAGAUAAAAAUAUAGUCUAACAAUACACAUUUAUCAUAUUAUACACUAAUAUUUAGCAGUAUUUCAGUAUCAAUAUAGCAUUGAAUAUACAGUGUAGCGGUAGCAACACGUGAUAUUCUAAUUAAUAAUCGUUGAAAAAUUAUAUAUUAAAUAUAACAUAUAUAUAAUAAAAAAACACAUUAUACAAUUGCACUAAAAGUUUAAUUAUAGCAAUUAAAACAUUAUUAAUAUCAUAUUACUUUAA
Molecule: messenger RNA, 1572 nt
Organism: Nylanderia fulva
Lineage: Eukaryota; Metazoa; Arthropoda; Insecta; Hymenoptera; Formicidae
Product: alpha-tocopherol transfer protein-like
Cellular component (GO): membrane
Molecular function (GO): phosphatidylinositol bisphosphate binding
Source: RefSeq, a predicted model, not a curated record